AUGAGAUUUUCGAGAUUAAUCUAUCUCUCAAUUCUGUUAACUGUUGGGUUGAUAACUCUCUCAUAAGUUUACUGUGAGGAUGAAGUAAAUAUCGACUUAGAUAGGAAUGAGCUAGAACAAGGAAUUCCAGAAGGUGAGUUCAAUAGUAUGGAUGAUGCAAUCAGUAAAAUGACUGGAAGGAAUGAAGCGAAUCAUGAUGAACUUGAGCAAUAGCAGCAAGAACAAAAGGAAUUAACUCCAGAAGAAAGAUAAAAGCACCUUUAAUAGAAGAAAGCUAGAGAUAGAAAUUGCUCUCCAGACUUACCUCACUUGAGUGUAGGAGAUGUCAAUCUUACCGCUAAAAAUUUUGAGAAAUUCAAGCAAGAGAAUGAGGUCUUUUUAUUAGGAAUUUCAGAUAACUAGUGUGAUCAUUGCUGCUUUACAGAGGGUAUGCUUGAUGCAGUACACUCUGGAAUGUAAACUAAACUACAUACUUACAAUGGAAAGAGAAUUAAGGUAGCUAGAUUAGAUUUAUUUUAAAAGAUGAAGCUAAGCCAAAAAGAGAGAGAUGCUUUUGAGACUGUACCUAGAAUGCUUGUCUAUAAGUAACAUUAAUUAAUCAUCUUAAUCCGACUUAGGAAUGGAGAAUACUAUCCAUAUGAGAGCUAUUACAUUAAGAACCUAUUUUUGCAUUUCAUUAAUAGAGUUCUCUAUCCAGUCUUGAAUUUGAAGACUACUGAACAAAUAGACCUAUUCUUAGACUCAGCCAAGGAAUAUGUAGAACAUUCAAAAUUCUACCAAAACAAAUAUGAACCAAUGGGAGAUUUUUAUUAUAGAAUGGGAAAGAGAGUGAGAGUUCUAGCUCUUUUUAAUGACAAGAAAGAGUAUAGCAAUGAGUACAAACUAUUUUAGAAAGCAGCAUAAUCUUUAGUGAGAAGAGAUGAUCUUAGAAUUGCUGUAGUUACUAAUAAGACCCUUGUGCAGCAUUAUAAAUAGAAAUUUGGAGUCAAAUGGUUUGAUGAAUACUCACUUAAUACAAUAGUCUUAGAGAGAGAACCAGGAGUCUAUCAUUUUUAUGAUAUUGAAAAGGAAUCAGAUGAUAUUGCCUAUUGGAUUAAUAAGAUGUCUCUAAGCAAAUUAGGUGAUGAGUUGAAUAGAGAAACAGAGGUUAUAUCUAAGAUGCUUAAUGAAGCUCAAGGAAUAAUGUUUAUUAAUAGAGGAAACGCAAACUAUGGAGCUGAUUCUAAAGUAGCAAAAGAUGCCCUUCAAAGAGUUGCUCCAGUCUAUUUCCAAAAUAGAAUCAACUUUUUCUAUGCAGAAAGAUAAGAAUAAUUGGAGAAAAGAACACGAUUAGGAAUUAUGUGGGAUAAAGUGCCUUCAUUUGUGAUGGUUACUCCUAAGUAAAACUACUUCCCCAUUGAUAUGGAAGUUAACCUUGGUGACGCCUCAAUUGUUGAUAAGGUAUUAUAAGAACAUAUAGAAGACUUUAUGAAAGGAAGACUGAAAGUACCAGAUCAAACAUAUGAUUAAGCUUCAGACAGUAGAGACUACGAAAUACUUGACAGACUAAGUAAUGUGAGAUCUGUAAACAAAAGAUCCUUUGUUAAUACUGUUACAAAUCCAGACCAUGACAUUCUAGUAUUUGUUUAUACUUCAGAUAUGCAAAGUCCAAAUUGGAAAAAGUCAACACAAAGAGCAUAUGAUUUUGAUUUGAUAGCACUAUAAUUAAGGGAACUCAAGAUUAAGAGUGUUGUUUGUGCAGGAUAUGAUGUCAAUGUUGAAGGAAUGAUUGCUGAAAUUGACGACCCUAAUGUACCAGCUAUUUAUCUUUAUCCAGCUAAAGAACAUUCUGUGGAAAAUAGAGUCACCUACAAUAAAAAGACAGUUGAUCUAUCAUCAGUUAUCUAAUUCCUACAAUAGUAUGCAGAGAAAAAAUUCAAAGUCCCUAAGGAUGUAAUGGAUGCAGCAUUGAAAUAAAAGAAAGAUAAAAACACCAGUACUAAAUAGGUUACUGGAAAAUCCAAAGAUUCAAAGAAAAAGACUGAACUUUGA
This is a messenger RNA of Stylonychia lemnae, 2031 nucleotides long. The record is from the annotation of a GenBank genome assembly. NCBI's taxonomy places the organism in Eukaryota, Ciliophora, Spirotrichea, Sporadotrichida, Oxytrichidae.